Molecule: messenger RNA, 1393 nt
Organism: Apus apus (common swift)
Lineage: Eukaryota; Metazoa; Chordata; Aves; Apodiformes; Apodidae
Gene: CLYBL
Product: citramalyl-CoA lyase
Exons: 9
Coding region: 30-1049 (339 amino acids)
Biological process (GO): regulation of cobalamin catabolic process
Molecular function (GO): (S)-citramalyl-CoA lyase activity
Source: RefSeq, a predicted model, not a curated record
GGCGGGGAGGCGGGGCAGCGCCGGCGGGGAUGGCGGCGCGGCGGCUCUUCCUGCGCGCCGGGCUGCGCCUGGGGAGGCGGAGACUGGUGGAUUCUCCUCUGCCAGCUGGUGUUCCUAAGCUCAGUUAUCGCUUUGCAUCAUCUCACAAGUAUGUUCCCAGGCGAGCUGUACUGUAUGUACCUGCAGAUGAUGAGAAGAAGAUAAGAAAAAUCCCGUCACUAAAUGUAGAUUGUGCCGUGCUGGACUGUGAAGAUGGUGUGGCUCUGAACAGAAAGAGAGAAGCAAGAGAGACUGUUGUGAAAACCCUUGAAGAGUUUAACUUUGGCCAUGCUGAAAAAUGUGUUAGGAUAAACUCGGUGUCCAGUGGCCUCGCAGAAGAAGAUCUAGAGGUGCUUUUUCAGUCCAAGACCCUUCCUUCAAGCAUGAUGCUGCCGAAGGUUGAAAAUGUUGAAGAAAUAAGAUGGUUUUCAGACAAAUUCUUACAUCACCUAAAAGGUCGAACACUUGUAGAACCAAUGAAUUUUAUCCCCUUUGUGGAAACUGCAGUGGGCUUGCUCAAUUUUAAGGCUGUCUGUGAAGAAGCAGUGAGAACAGGAUCCCAGGUUGGCUUUCAUUUGGAUGCAGUCGUCUUUGGAGGAGAGGAUUUCCGUGCCAGCAUAGGUGCCACGAGCAGUAAGGAAACUCACGAUAUUCUAUAUGCCAGGCAAAAAAUAAUAGUGACAGCAAAGGCAUUUGGCCUUCAAGCAAUAGACCUUGUUUACAUCGAUUUCCGAGAUGAAGAUGGGCUCCGCAGGCAAUCAAGAGAAGGUGCCUCCAUGGGAUUCACUGGUAAGCAGGUGAUUCACCCCAACCAAAUUGCUGUUGUCCAGGAACAGUUCUCUCCGAGCCCUGAAAAAAUAAAGUGGGCACAAGAACUGAUUUCUGCUUUUGAAGAACAUCAGCGAUUAGGCAAGGGAGCAUUUACUUUCCAGGGGAGCAUGAUCGACAUGCCAUUACUGAAGCAGGCACAGAACAUUGUUACGCUUGCCACAGCCAUCAAGAAAAAAUGAGCUGGGCCCACGGACGAAGUUACGUCACCAGCUGUGUGACAUCACGGUAGUUACUACAAACGCAAGAUUAUGACUUCACUGGAGGAGAAAGGCAAAGCAUAAGCUGUGAGCUCUGUUGGAAGAGCAGAGGGAAACUGAGUCAGUCGCUUCUAUUUGUGUCUACGCUUCUUCCCGCCCUGGUGCAGAACUCCUGUCAGAAGGGGCAAAGUCUCAAAUAAUUACGUACUGGUUGAAAUAAUUGUGGUGAAAAUCAUUACCCUGUGCAGGCUUCGCAUCUGUCCCGCCCCCAUCCCCCUCCCCCUUCUAUAAAUGUACAACAGCCAUUAAAAAUAUUGCUCUCACAA